Messenger RNA from Helicoverpa zea (corn earworm), 2283 nucleotides. RefSeq lists its product as uncharacterized. The record is from RefSeq and is a predicted model, not a curated record. NCBI's taxonomy places the organism in Eukaryota, Metazoa, Arthropoda, Insecta, Lepidoptera, Noctuidae. Gene Ontology annotation, biological process: proteolysis. The coding region runs from base 1 to 2283 and encodes 760 amino acids. The transcript has 7 exons. Gene Ontology annotation, molecular function: serine-type endopeptidase activity.
AUGCUGGCUGGUAAAGUUUUUGUUCUUCUUCUAACGACAAUUAUUGCUAAACAUCAUCAUAGCAAUAAAAACGUUUUAGAUCAAAGAGAAAACUUCUUCGGUAAAGUUUAUAUAACCACUCACACAAUCAUGGAUAAUUUAUUUGAAUCCAUUGGUCUAUCAAGGAAUUUUUCAAAAGAAUCUAGCACCAGACUGUUGCUAACAAUGCAUUAUGAUCUCAGUAACAUAAUGGAUAAAAACUUUGAUACUUUUGAUGAAAUAAAAAAAGCAAUCAGAUUUGAUAUUAUCAGGAACUAUACAGAAGACAAAAUUAAAUUAGAUUCUGUCGUUACUCAAGUUUUAAACGAAAACGAUUACAAUGUGUACAAAAAAUUGAAAGGAACUCAUAACCGUACUAAGGGGGCCAGGAACAAGAAAAAGCGGAAGAUUCCAGAAUCUGAAUUUCUCGCAAAAAAUAAUAAUUUAACAGUACAAGAUUUUAAGGAAUCCAUUAAGUAUAUCAGAAAUACAGUUGCACCUCACAAGAACUUGAAACUCUGGAAUCCACCCCUAGCUAUGAAUUUAGAGAUCUCUAACAGCUCAAACACGAGAAGGAUCUACAAAGGCGUCGAGUCUAACAUCAGCAACUUCCCAUUCGUCGCCAGUAUCCACAUCAUGGGCGACUUCGCGUGUGCAGGCUGCGUCAUCCACAGAGAUCUGAUCAUCACCUCCGCUUCGUGUUUACAAAUAGCAUACCAAAACGAUUUCUUCCACAAUAAUUUGAAAGCGAUCUACGUGAGACUCGGCAGUGACCACACCACCCGAGGUGGAGAGACAAUCCCGGUCAAAGUCUUACACUUCCACCCUAUGUAUGAUCCGCAAUACUUGCUGCAUAACCUGGCAUUGCUUAGACUAGAGCAGAGGAUGGCAUGGAGAGGACAGCAGAAAAGGAUCAGACGAAUAUUGUGGGACAAGAUUGGAGAAAAUUCGAUGAAUAACAGCAAAGGAGUUGUUAUUCUAGGGUGGGGUGCUACUAAUACAGACUCGAUUGUGCAAACGCACCCGAAGCUUGCUGUAGAUAAGGUUGACAUUCUCAACAAUGAUGAUUGUAUGAACGCCUAUUCUGAGAAAUUCGUCACUGAAUACAACUUUUGCGCUGGUUUCAAAAAUAAGCGCGGAGGAGCUUGCAAUGGAGACGUCGGAGGUCCUGCGAUAGUUGGAACAACUCUGGUGGGUGUGGUGAGCUUCGGCGCGCCUGUCUGCGGGAGUAUUGCUGCACCAACUGUCUUCACCAAAGUCAGCUUCUACGCGCCUUGGAUCGACAGCAUCCUGAAAAAAGAAAAUUUAACUUUUAACAGCAAUCAGAACACUCGCAGAGGAGCCGAAGGUAUGAUCAUGUACAUUAAUAUAUCGAACAGUGAGCCCAACUAUAACAAACGAGACUCUAAUAUACGAUUCCGUAACGAUGACAACUACCCAGAGGAAGUUACACAACUAAAAAACGCACUUAUGGAUUUAGUUAGAACUGACACUAAGGUCGUCGAUGAAGUUAUAUAUGGAGACCUUUAUGAUGAAUUUAGUAAGUUAUUCAAGAGUAAAGAACAGGCAAAAGAUAUCAUAAACGUAGAAGAUCAAAGACCAGUAGAUAAAAAGACAAUUUUAAGACUUUAUAACAAGGCGGUUCCUGAAGAAUCCAUAACACCGAUAACCACUACUUCUACAACCACAACCACAUACGAAUCAUACAAUAACAGAAAUAUGAAUAGCGAAUCCUCUAGCAGUUCAGAAAAUGAAAUGAUGCAUGAUAAUACAAAUGAAUACACAGACAACUACGAAGGGUCUAGUAACGAACGCGGAUUAAGUAUAGAGAUUCCUAUACAACCCUUACGUUUAAAAAAGACAAAACAAGUUGUAGUCGAAAAUACACAGACGAAUGAUGAAUCUAGUGACAAUUUGGACGAAGAUAACAAUAUCUCCAGAGACAUAGAGAAAACGAAAACACCUAAAGAUAGAGCGAGACCCAAGUUAGGUCAUAGGUCGAAACAUAUUCCCUUCUCUGGGACUUAUUUUUACAAAGAUUAUUCUACUCAUCCGGGUAAAUCAUCUAAAUCGAAACAUCAUCCUAAAGAAGAAAGAAAAACAUCUCACAAAAAAAACGCAAUUCAUUAUUACGGCAAGUCUUUAGCCACAAGGCCUUAUUUUGUCGAUUCAGAAACAUACCCAACGCCUCAUAAGAGUCGGAGUUCUAAGAGACAUAAAGCUAAGGCAAAUGUACAUAAAAUGUUAAUGUACAUAAGUAAAUAA